Molecule: messenger RNA, 2010 nt
Organism: Rhizopus microsporus ATCC 52813
Lineage: Eukaryota; Fungi; Mucoromycota; Mucoromycetes; Mucorales; Rhizopodaceae
Exons: 6
Coding region: 1-2010 (669 amino acids)
Biological process (GO): DNA repair; replication fork processing
Cellular component (GO): nuclear replication fork
Molecular function (GO): ATP binding; ATP-dependent chromatin remodeler activity; zinc ion binding
Source: RefSeq, a predicted model, not a curated record
AUGCCACAAAUCUGUAGAUGUGGUCAAGAGGCAAUCAUUUUGGAAGCAAGGGCACCAGGUCCUAAUCAAGGACGCUGGUAUUGGAGAUGUGCAUCCAAUGCUUGUCGAUUCUUUUGCUGGGACGAAUCACCACACCAGUUCAUUCGACACCCAGUUGAAGCAUAUAACUCUGGCAACACCUUAUCAGGAAAACGCUGGGAUUGGGGAAAAGGAUAUACGCCUGCUGCUUUAAGUACUGUGAUUAAUGCAGAAAGCGACUUUAACCCUUUAAAUCGCUCUAAGACAAAAGUCGUAUUCAGUCUUGUGUCUGAUGCAUACAUCACUGUCGAAUUUUCUGAAAAUCCCACAAUUUUACCUGUAAUCAAAAAUAUCGAUCAUAUUUCAUGGAAUGAGCAGUUGUCCAAGUGGGUCAUACCUGCUACUUUGUAUGCAUAUAAAAAGGCUAUAAAGGCUUUACCUGUCAACACGCCAAACCUUCAGAUUGAAAUUGAACCCAUUCCACAACCUAUCAUACACACGCUCCUUGUAAAUCCUAUUCAAAUUAAAAAUGCAUAUAGGGAUGAGGCAGAGCCGUUUGGUGAUGAUGAUAUGAUGGAUAUGGAUGUGAUGAAUCGUUGGAGUAAAUUUGUUGAAUCAGAUAUUUAUUCUCAAUUAAAAGAGUUUCAAAGAGAAGGUGUGAAACGUGCGAUCGAAAGAAAGGGUAGACUGUUGAUAGCCAACGAGAAGGGAAUAGGCAAAGUAGAUGAAGCCUUAGCCAUCGCUGCUGUCUACAGAAAUGAAUGGCCUAUUUUGGUCGUUUGUCCAGAUGUACUAUGUUUAACUUGGAAACAUGCCAUACAACAAUUCUUUGACUUGGAUGAUGAUGAGGUACAGCAUCUUCAGGAAGUAAAAACAAAUACAUUUAAACCACCUACUGUGGUCAAAAGAAAUAAACAGACAACUAUAAAGAGAACUAAAAAGCAAAGGCAGAUCAACAGUCAAAGUAUUGAGGACGAUGAAGAAUACAAUGUAGAAGAAGAAGUAAUAUAUAAGAAUAGCAAACCAGUCCAAUUCUAUGUAGUGAAUCACGAAGUUGCUACUCGACGACGAAACCUACUUAAAGAUGUUAGAUUUAAAAUGGUUAUUUGUGAUGGAGCUCAAUUUGUGAAGGCUAGAGGAAAUAUCCAUACUAAAGCUUUUGUUACUUUCUUGGGUGAUCAUCCUCGACUGAUCAUGCUAUCAGAUACUGCCAGUCACUGCUUACCUGCAGAACUGUUUACUGGCAUACAAGCGGUUGCUCCACAAUUGGUCAAUACCUUUGAUAAGUUUGCCAAGCGAUACUGUGAUCCCAAACAGUAUAUCUUUGGUUGGACAUAUGAUGGUAGAAGAAAUACUGAAGAACUGAACUAUAUAUUGGAAAAGAUAAUCUGGCAUAGUCCAAAGAUGGUUGAUAUAGCAUCACAAUUACCAAGGACUAUUUAUGAAACCAUUACUGCCCACAUUAAGCGAGAAGAAAAAGUGAAUACAGACAUAGACACCACGCUUUCAGUUAUGGAACAAACAAGUAUUUAUAUGGACAUGUAUGCAAAGACAUGGCAAGCGAAAAAGAAGUUUAUAAAAAGUUACUUUGAAUAUAUUUCUCAAAGCUUUAAAGAAAGCAAAAUAGCAAUUGUUCUUUACCAUAAUGAAGGGCUAUCUGAGUUUAAGGAGUACUUCAGUUCAAAAGAGAUAAAGUUUGCAGAUGUAUGCAACUCUGAAACGAUUGAUCAAGAAUGUCAAAACUUCAAUACAACUGUCCGUAUAGCCUUGAUAGACAUGAAACUAUCAGGACUGGAUCCCGGAUGCUUAUGCGCAGCAGAUAUAGUCAUUUGUUGUGAAGUUCCUCUACAAAGAUCAAAAGCCAAACAAAUUGAAAGUUAUUUUGAGAGUGAAGACCGUACAGGUCCGUUAUUUAUAAAAUAUUUAAUGGCACCCAACACAUUGGAUGACAUACAAUGGCCCAUACCAGAUAAUACAAACAACUAUGAAUAA